AUGUAAAACUAACAAGACUCUCUUACCCCAUUUAUAAAUAAUAGUCGUGCUUAUAAUUUCAUAAAUAAUUAUGAUUAUGCUUAUAAACAAAAUAAUCUUAAAUUUAUGUAAUCAUAAAAUCAAGAAUAUGAAAUUCAAAAAUAAAAAUAAAAUAAUGAUGAAGAGUAAGUCUUAAUUUAAUAUUAUGUUUAUCAAGACUUUUAAAAUUUGAUUAAUCUAUUAUAUUCUUAUUAAGCAGUAAAAAAUUACUUUAUAGAUUAACCCUAUCAUUCUGCAAUUAUUUUAAGUAGAAAUAAGAUAAUUCUACAAUUAAAUAUUUCUAAUUCAAUUCAUUAUGAUUUAUAAUAAACAAAUAAAAAUACAUCAGGUUAAGAUACUUUAGAAAAAGAAAAAAAAAAUGUUAAAAAUAUUUUAUAUAAUAUGAAGAAUGAUUUAAAUAUGAAGGAUUUAGAUAAUGAAUGUUUAGGAUAUCUAAAUAUAUACACUUAGAAUUCUUUGGCAGAAUACGUUCAAAUUAAAUAAAUUCCAUUAGAAUAAUCAAAUAUAAAUUAUAAUUUUAAUUAAAAUGUGUUGGACAAGGUUUUGCCUCAAAUUUCAUUUUUGGACGAACAAAUUAAAUAAUUGAGACAAAGAAAAUAAUAUCAUAUCCCUUCUGAAUCCUAGAUUAAAUAAAAAGCCAAGUAAUUAUUUAAUUAUAUUCAAAUUAGAGAAUAUUAAAAGAUUACAUAUAAUAAAUUAUUAAUCAAUUAUCCAAGGAAUAAUUAUAAUCUCAGAAGUCCUAGUAAACAAGAUUAUAUGAGUUUUUAAUAUGAAAUUGAAAAAUCACCUAAAAAAUAAUCAAAUAUAAGUAAAUCAUAAAUUUAUAGUACUGAUUCUCGAUAUUCGAAGAAUAAUGAAUUUUAAAAUUAUCUUUAAUGA
Messenger RNA from Paramecium primaurelia, 918 nucleotides. The record is from the annotation of a GenBank genome assembly. NCBI's taxonomy places the organism in Eukaryota, Ciliophora, Oligohymenophorea, Peniculida, Parameciidae.